This is a messenger RNA of Salpingoeca rosetta, 2171 nucleotides long. RefSeq lists its product as uncharacterized. The transcript has 13 exons. Bases 5 to 1918 code for a protein of 637 amino acids. The record is from RefSeq and is a predicted model, not a curated record. Gene Ontology annotation, molecular function: protein binding. NCBI's taxonomy places the organism in Eukaryota, Choanoflagellata, Craspedida, Salpingoecidae.
GAAGAUGACUGCGAAGCGCAACAAGCGGUUGUGGGGUGCCAAGGCGAAAGGGAUGGCUGCCGCCAGUGCUGGUGGCAGCGGAGGCGGCGGCGGUGGUGCUACGCGAGCCAGCAGGGUUCAAGCAGCAAUAACGAAGCACAAACAGCAGCACAAACAGCAGCACAAACAGCAACAGCAACGGCAACAGCAACGGCAACAGCGGCGGUCGUUGUUUGCAGCUGCAAAGCCAGCAUCACACCGAGCACAGCCACUGAAGGCGAUGAACGGGUUGGGAAUGAUGGCGAGCACAUCAAGGCCAACACCAACAGCACCAGCACUUGUGGCGUCAGCAGCAACUACGUCAAUGACUGCGGCAUCCAGUCAGAAACGAGGCGUCCGCGAUGCUGACUCGGCUGCACACGACUCCGCUAAUGUGACUGGAGAGGUGCAGGCAAAGCAACCAAAGCGUGAUCCAACACCAACAUCGUCGUCGUCAUCAUCUGCGUCGGAGCACGCUGCAACGAAUCAAGGAGAAGAAGCGACGUCCUCAUCAACUACCUCGAACGAGGAGCCUCAGUCUGAAGCCGACCAAGCACAGCAGCAGCAAGAGGAGCAGCCUGUCGAGGAAUUUGAACCACACCGGAUCGGGCAUUGCUUGUGCACCACGAGCGUGGUGAACGCAUCAGGUGCGCGUCGCAAUCGCCCUGUGGCAUCCUCGCUGAUCAUGGCCGUGAAGGGAGCCAUGCCGACAGAGCGACGGCAGCAACGUGGAAUCGCAGCCAAGGCCGGCGGUUUCAUGUACAACGAAGUGCCCAUCGUCAUGCUGCGCUCAAAUGGCCAAGCACCCCUCCAAGAAUACCCGCUGGUGGGCAACAUUGACCGCGUGUUUGCUGCGCUGCGCAGCGAGGGCAAAGCGACCAUCCGCCUCAAGUCGCCCCCUCUCGACAUCUUCAUCACAGGCGCCUGCCCCGAAGCCCUCAACCUCUUCCUCUCCACGCUCUUCAGGGUGCACACGCAGCCGUACGACGUGAAACUGCCCAGCAUCGAGCGCGCACACCGAACCCUCGCCCUCUCCCAGGCGGCGAACGUGCAUGUACAGCGAAUGACAAUCACAGAGCACAGGGCGCUGCCCAAACACUUUCCGCCAAACCUCAAACUGCUGCGCAUCAACAGCCAAUCCCUGCGCACGCUGCCACACGCCACGCUGCGGUUACAGCACCUCAACACGCUCGACCUCUCGCGCAACGCAUUCGAGGCGCUACCGCGGGGUCUGCGGCACCUGCCGCUGCUGGCGUCCCUCAACAUGGCCAACAACAGACUCGAGCGACUGCAGCUCGGCCUUCUGCCCCCGGCACUGCGACACAUCGACGUGUCGCACAACAGGCUUGUUCGGCUCCCAACACACAUUGAUCACCUGGCAGAACUCGAGCACAUUGUCGCAUCCAAUAACCAAAUCAGGGAGGUGCCGAGUCGAUUGUCGCAGCUGCGGAAACUGCGUGUGCUUCAGCUGGCGAACAACAGCAUUGAGUGGGUUCCAGAUGAAAUGCACGCCUUCACCACACGCCAGCUGCAGACACUCAACAUGGCAGGCAACCCCAUGCGCGCUCCGAACCCCUCAGACCGCAUCGAUCCGCCGCAGCAGUCCUGGCUCCCGCUGCAGGAGCUGGUUGCGCGGGCGUAUCUGCGGUUUGGAUUCAAGCACAACAGCGUCGAUGUCCCAGAGACGCUUCAACUCGUGCUGUCGCGCGCGUGCCGCUGCUCCAACUGCGACGGGCCCUUCUGCUCGGGCGGCGUCUCCGGAUUCCGCCAAAUCGACCUCAGCCCGAUGGCCGAGUCGUUUAUGCCGCCUGCCAUUGGCGGUGUCGUGAGCGCGCGGUUACACCUGUGCAGCACCAAGUGCUGGCAGCAAGCCAUGUCCCGCGGUAGCAGGAGACGGUAGGCGCUUGUGUCUUCAACACGGCCACCACCACAGCUAUCGCUGGUAUCAUCGAACAGAUCCACACACGUUGUCUUUUCUUAACACUCCCCCCAUUUCUCGUUCUUCUCUUCGCUGUCUUUCUUUCUCCUCCCUUCUCGUUCACCCUCUCUCGCCUCUUCGAAUGCUAUUUGUCUUUGCACAUGGUGCGCACUGCCAUAUGGGCAAUCGUUCAUUCAGAUAUGUAGUUGAUUAAGAAUAACAGACCACACACACA